Microbotryum saponariae is the source of this 415-nucleotide messenger RNA. The record is from the annotation of a GenBank genome assembly. NCBI's taxonomy places the organism in Eukaryota, Fungi, Basidiomycota, Microbotryomycetes, Microbotryales, Microbotryaceae.
AUGACUAAACACACGCGCACCUCGCGCAGAUACCACAGGCACAGACACAUAUCAAUUAACAAUCUCCCUCCCCUUGGACAUCCUCUUCCUCUCCCGCGCCUCCCAGAUCGUUCUUAUCACUUUGCGUUUCACCCGCACGGGAGUCCGUAUCACUGGUAUCUCUGUGACCAUCAUGUUCCUCCUGCGCUUCUGAGCCCCAUUCGAGUACCAGAUCGUCGAGCUCCUUCGGACCGCGCAUCUCCUCUUCGUCUACGACCAUCUCUUCUCCCUCGUCAUCUGCGGCUUCAUUGAGAUUUCCUUGGAGAUCGUCUUCGUCGCCGCUUUCGUCCGCCCCUCCGCCGAAUUCUCGAUCCAUAUCAUCGGCGUUAUCUUCAUCGACCGCCAUUGGGAUCGCGUGACCGACUGCUGCCGGUAA